GAAUUUUUGGUUACUAGGAGUUGUAAUUACUUCAAUGUCUGGAGGCCCAAGGGUUAAAUCGACAAACAAUGUUGACUCCGAAGUCCGAUCAGUACUCGGCCCGGCUGGUAACAAAGCCAGAUCCAUUGAAUUACGAAAGCCCAUUGAGAAGCCCGUUAAGACUACUAACAACAAAACACCUGAAAGUGAAGAGUCUAAGGGUAAGAAAUUCCAGGGAACUGAUCCGUUGUCAAAAGCUGGUUCUAAGAAAAGUGGAGCUGUGCCUUCUAUUUUGAGACAACAACAAGACCAUAGGACUAUGAUGAUGAGGCCUAAUUUGUCGCUAAAUGCGUCGUGUUCAUCUGAUGCUUCGACGGAUUCUUCGCAUAGUCGAGCAUCGACGGGGAGAUUGAGCCGUGGUAGUGUGACCCCGACGGGGGGCAGAAGGAAGCAAUGUAGCCCGAAAGUUGUUAAGUCUGAGAAAAUUGGGAAACCUGUUGUUGGUGAAGCUGAGAGUUUGUCUCCUAGUCCUGCUACCGGAGAUGGUUCGGUGAUGAAGAAAAGGUGUGCUUGGGUGACACCAAAUACUGAUCCAGCCUAUGCUGCUUUUCAUGACGAGGAAUGGGGAGUUCCAGUCCAUGAUGACAAGAAGCUCUUUGAACUUCUCAGUCUAUGCACUGCAUUAGCUGAACUCUCAUGGCCAGCAAUUCUCAGUAAAAGACAUACAUUUAGAGAAGUCUUUCAAAAUUUUGACCCAGUUGCAGUCUCAAAACUAAAUGACAAGAAGAUAGCACCACCAGGAAGUCCUGCCAGCUCUCUUUUGUCAGAGGUGAAGUUGCGGGCAAUUAUUGAAAAUGCACGCCAAACCUGUAAGAUAAUCGAUGAACUUGGAUCUUUUGACAAAUACAUAUGGGGUUUUGUGAACAACAACAAACCUAUAGUUAGUCAGUUCCGAUAUGCAAGGCAGGUGCCAAUGAAGACAUCAAAAGCUGAAGGGAUAAGUAAAGACCUAGUUAAAAGAGGAUUCAGAGGAGUUGGACCUACUGUUGUGUACUCGUUCAUGCAAGUAGCUGGAAUCACAAACGACCAUCUCAUCAGUUGCUUCAGAUUUCAUGAUUGUGUAGCUGCAAGUGAUGGAACGGAUAAAGAUGAUGGCCUUGCGGCCAAGACUGAAGUGAAGCAACAACUCAAGGAUGAAACUGAGAUGGGCCUGAUAAGAGCUAUUGACGACUUCAAUUUAUCCUCGUAGUGAAAUGUGUUCAAAGUAGUAGCUCAAUGUAAUUUAUACUCCUAGUAGAUUUGGUGGCUUUGCGCCCUUGGUUGCGAUACAGUUGAAAGGGCGGCAAGUGCUUGUGUACAAAUGACCUUGCUAUUAUUUUUGCCAUUACUGUGUA
This is a messenger RNA of Lycium ferocissimum, 1373 nucleotides long. RefSeq lists its product as uncharacterized. Gene Ontology annotation, molecular function: DNA-3-methyladenine glycosylase activity. Lineage: Eukaryota; Viridiplantae; Streptophyta; Magnoliopsida; Solanales; Solanaceae. The record is from RefSeq and is a predicted model, not a curated record. Bases 35 to 1228 code for a protein of 397 amino acids. The transcript is spliced from 5 exons. Gene Ontology annotation, biological process: base-excision repair.